Messenger RNA from Lachnellula hyalina, 1797 nucleotides. RefSeq names its product FAD-dependent monooxygenase. NCBI's taxonomy places the organism in Eukaryota, Fungi, Ascomycota, Leotiomycetes, Helotiales, Lachnaceae. The record is from RefSeq and is a predicted model, not a curated record. The coding region runs from base 1 to 1797 and encodes 598 amino acids. The transcript has 3 exons.
AUGCCAGACAUUAUCUUUAUUGAAGAUACAUCGUACUUCGGGUUUGAUGCUCUGUUCAAGAGCGCUGAUCAAAGCUUCUGCUUUCACAGUAUCAAGGAUGGCUUCCACUCAUGCGGGCCAUGGUACACCGAUGAAGCGGGUGGUCAUUGUUGGAGCAGAUAUCUGCAAAUCGACCCAACUGUCGAUCUCACAAUCUUUGACUCGGAACGAACCGUAGGAGGUGUCUGGUGCAAAGACCGAUGCUUCCCAGGAUUUUUAGCCGACAGUCCAACCGGUCUCUUCGAUUAUUCUGACCUUCCUAUGCGUGAUGUUAUUGGGUGCAAAGACUGGGAAGACCUUCCAGGGAUCAAGGUGUACGAGUAUCUUCAAGCAUAUUCGGAGAAGUUUCAUUUACUUGAAAGAUUGAGAUUACAGACACGGGUAUCAAGAGCCUCUCGAAACGUCGAUAAGAAGAGAUGGGACGUUGAAAUAGAAGGUACAAAAGAAGUGAUCACGUGCGACAAGCUGAUUAUUGCUGUUGGAUUAAACUCGAAGCCAAAUUGGCCUGAUCUGCAACUAAAAGACUACAAUGGACUCCUCUUACAUUCCAAAGAUGUCGGUAUACAACAAACAAAUCUCAUUUCCGAUAAAGUCAACCGAGUUACGGUGUAUGGCGGAUGCAAGUCUGCGGUUGACACCAUCAACCACUGUGUCGAAGCAGGGAAAACAGUUGACUGGGUAAUCCGAGAGGAGGGUAAUGGUCCCGGAAUGAUGAUCCAAUUUAAACAAUAUGGUAUCCAUGGUGCACGAUUGGCAGGUCGGUGGAAAAGCAUCAUGUCACCCUCAAUUUUUGCAUGCACCGGCUGGUGCUAUGAAUUCUUCCACAGUGGCAAAAUCAAACUGGGAAACUGGAUGUUCUCUCGAUUCUGGGAGAAAGCUAGCACAGCCCCACUUACAAUGGCCCCGUACAAAAAGAAGUGUUCGAAUACAGAAAAGCUUAUGCCAGAGACAAGAAAUGCGCUUUUCUUCACUGCAAGUCUAUCUGGUCUCCACGACGAGAAGAUAAAAGUGUUUUUGAAGGAACUCCAUGAGGAGAAGCUUAUCAAAGUCCAUCGCGCAACCAUUACCUCGAUGUCAGGAAAUCAAGUCACACUCUCGAAUGGCGAAAUUCUUCCUUCGGAUGCUGCAGUGUUUGCAACGGGAUGGGAUUAUCGCACGAAGAUCUUUGACCCUGCGGAUGCCCUUUCCGUAGGAUCCACAGCACCCCUUCAAGACGAAGAUGAAAAGACACGAGAAUACUGGGAGACACUCCAUCAGAAAGCCGACCGAGAAGUUACUGAACUUCUUCCGGUCCUAGCGCACCCACCACCUCAUUACGAACGCCCAGUUACCUACACACCUUAUCGCCUGUACCGCCAUAUCGUUCCAUCUCAACUCGCAGCUGACAAUGACCGCUCCCUGGUGUUUCUCGGUCUAGUAACCAGCGUCCAGACCUCAAUCCAUGCCGAAAUAUCUGCAUUGUGGGGAAUAUCAUGGAUGGAAGGGCUGCUGGAUCUUCCAAAUAAGGCUGAGAUGGACUAUGAGAUUGCAAAAGUCAACGCUUGGUCUGCACGUCGAUACUUAUCCCGAGGACGAACGAGACAGGUCGCCUCGGCAGAAAUCCAAGAGGUGUGUGACUUGUUGAUGGAAGAUAUGGGGCUUAGAGUAAAGAGGAAAAGCAACUGGUUCUCCGAUGCCUUUUAUCCGUACACUGCUCAGGACUAUAAAGGUAUCGUGCAGGAUUUCUUGGCAAAAUCCAGAGGGAUUGGUGUGAAUUAG